AGCGCCGCCGCCCAGCGUAGGUAGGUUUUCAGCUCUUGACCGAAUCCCCGCCGUGAAAGCGCACUGCGCGCUCGCGAGCCCACCGAAACCCAGACGCACGGAGACCCAACCCUAGCCCGAAGAUGGCAGUCCCUGGCGGCCGCAACGGCCUCGUUGACGACGACGACCUCGCCGAACACGCCGACGCCUUCGACGCCGCCUCCGACGACGAGGAGGCGCCGCUGCCUCCCCACCUCCGCGCCCUCGCCGACGCCGCCCAGACAGGCAACGUCGACGCCCUCCGCACCGCGCUCGGUAACUAUGUUGGCAGCAUUGAUGAUCCAGUUGAAGAUGGGGAUACUGUUCUUCACCUGUCAUGCUUAUAUGGCCAUCUACCUUGCGUGCAGCUACUGCUGCAACGAGGAGCAAGCUUGGAGUGCAAAGAUGAAGAAGGGGCAAUUCCCCUCCAUGAUGCUUGUGCUGGAGGCUUCACUGAGAUAGUUCAGUGCAUUCUGAGUUUUGCUGCAAAUACUGAAGGCUGUGUGAUGCGAAUGCUCAACACCGUUGAUGCUGAAGGCGAUACUCCACUUCACCAUGCUGCCAGAGGGGAACAUAUGGACACCGUCAAGAUUUUGCUUGAGGCUGGCGCAUGCCCCAAGAAGGAGAAUUCCUAUGGUCAGGCACCCGCCGAGAUGGCCGAUCAAGAUACUGAAGUCCGAGCCCUGUUAACUGCCAAGCAAGUUGAGGCCAGCGUACACAUGUCGGACUGAUGUAUCUGUGGGAAUCCUUAGCUGAAACCCUCUAAUAUGACUGCUUUGGUAAAAGGAGUGUUAGUAUUAGUAGUAUCUUAAUACACAGCUUCAUACCGUUGUGAGAAUUGGGUUUCUGUUGUCUUGGAGAAAUAUGGAGUUGUGUGCAGAGACAACGGAGGAGUCAAGGAGAUGACUAUUUCCUUUGUCCUUGCUAUUUAUAAUUUCGCCUUAUAUAUCAAAAGCACUAAAUCGAACUUGUGCCA
Molecule: messenger RNA, 994 nt
Organism: Lolium perenne
Lineage: Eukaryota; Viridiplantae; Streptophyta; Magnoliopsida; Poales; Poaceae
Biological process (GO): protein ubiquitination; positive regulation of protein catabolic process
Molecular function (GO): protein binding
Source: RefSeq, a predicted model, not a curated record